ACUGAAUCCAUCAAUAUCUUGUAAUUUAUUAAAUGCUGUGAUUAAAAAUACAAUUCUCACUAAUAUAUACAUAUUUGCUGUUGGUAACAUUGUUGUUGUUAGGUGACAUUGUGCUUGGAGUAAAAGCUUGAAAGUGAGAUCCCAAGGCAAUAUCCCUUCAACCCCAGGCAUUAUUUAAGUAAUAAUAAGUUAAAAGUAAAUUACAUUUAUGUAGGCAUUCUUUGCACCAAUCUGUUCUAACGCUUUGCUUGCAUUAAUUAAACUCGUCACAAAACUUCCAUAAGUACUAUCAUUGUCUAAGCUUUGUAAGUGACGAAAAUGAAGGCAGCAUAAUAAGGACCUAUAGAAGGUCACAUAGCUAGUGUGCUCAUAGCCCUCUGAAUGAAAAGAGAGAGUGCUUUGUCAAUAAAAUAAAAAAGUUGCUGUCGCGUUGAUUCCAACUCAUAGCGACCCUAUAGGACAGAGUAGAAUUGUCCCAUAGGGUUUCCAGUGAGCGGCUGGUGGAUUGGAACUGCCGACCUUUUGGUUAGAAGUCGAGCUCUUAACCACUGCGCCACCAUUUUUAUUGAAAGUAGCUAUUAAAAUCUUCAGCCUAAAAUACAGCUCAGAUUCAAAUAGCAGUGCAGGGAACAGGAGCAAAAAAAUCGAGGAAUUAAAAGUUUAAUUAUGUUCCCUCCCUCAUAACCUUUUGGUCACUCACUGCCUGGAGAGGGCAGGGAGUUUUAGGGGCGGUGGCGGCUGCGCUGUUUCCCGCCCGCGCUUUCAGUUCUCGAUGAGGUCCGAUGCUUCCUUAUAAAGUACUCGUUACCCAGUUUUUAGAGUCACUGUCUUCUGUGGACUGCUCAGCAUUGUUUGCUAGACAUGUCUGGUCGUGGCAAAGGCGGGAAGGGCUUGGGCAAAGGGGGCGCUAAGCGCCACCGUAAAGUGCUGCGUGACAACAUCCAAGGUAUCACCAAACCCGCUAUUCGGCGCUUGGCUCGUAGAGGCGGUGUUAAGCGGAUCUCCGGUCUCAUCUAUGAAGAGACGCGAGGGGUACUCAAGGUCUUCCUGGAGAACGUGAUCCGCGACGCCGUCACCUAUACGGAGCACGCCAAGCGCAAAACGGUCACAGCCAUGGACGUGGUCUACGCUCUCAAGCGCCAGGGUCGCACUCUGUAUGGCUUUGGAGGUUAAGGUUAUAUAACCCCUUCUGAAAGUUCCUCCCCCUCCCCCAAAGGCCCUUUUCAGGGCCGCCCACUGACUUACAGGAAGAGCUGUGCUCUGAUGUUUUUUGGAAUCUUCAGAAUUUGUGCCAAACCAGUUGUAUUCCACUGUAAACCGGGCACUCCUAUGCGUAUCAGAGCUCGAUAGUGUAUAGUGUACGUGGACGAUCACUCGGAAGUAGAUCCUGGGUCACCUGAUUCGCCUUCGGCUGCGCUCAUAUCUCUUCUAUCCUUAACAAUGUAGUGGAACACGUGAACCCUUCCUGUCCCCUAUAGCCUGGGGCCUUAACUCCUGGUAAAAACAAAGUGUCCUUGCCGCUAUUGGUUGGCUUUCAGUCGCCCGCCCUCUUUCCAGCCAAUUGAGUAGCGCAGUGCUGAACGGGGAAUAUAUCUUUAGCCAAUUAGGGACCAAGAGCUUUAAUAGUCUCCAGACUGGUUCAGGAGAAGACGAAACUGCUGAGGCGGCUGGAAAUCCUCGUUAUCUUUUCACCUCUGUCCUUAAAUGGAGAACUCACUUGUCAGGGCCAUAAUAAGCUCUUUACCGCGUUGGGCUCCAGCCUGCCCCGCGCUAAAUGCUGGCUAUGGUUAAUUUGGAGGGAGCCCUGUAACGCCAAGAUCGUUUUUAGUAUUAGGGUUCA
This is a messenger RNA of Trichechus manatus latirostris (Florida manatee), 1840 nucleotides long. Its product is annotated as histone H4. Gene Ontology annotation, biological process: nucleosome assembly. The coding region runs from base 862 to 1173 and encodes 103 amino acids. Gene Ontology annotation, molecular function: structural constituent of chromatin; DNA binding; protein heterodimerization activity. The transcript has a single exon. The record is from RefSeq and is a predicted model, not a curated record. Gene Ontology annotation, cellular component: nucleosome. Lineage: Eukaryota; Metazoa; Chordata; Mammalia; Sirenia; Trichechidae.